Messenger RNA from Dermacentor silvarum, 1251 nucleotides. Its product is annotated as DNA-directed RNA polymerase II subunit RPB1-like. Bases 1 to 1251 code for a protein of 416 amino acids. The record is from RefSeq and is a predicted model, not a curated record. Lineage: Eukaryota; Metazoa; Arthropoda; Arachnida; Ixodida; Ixodidae. The transcript is spliced from 5 exons.
AUGCAAUACGAAUCUGGCUACUACAAUGAUCCAGCUGCACCCUACGGACAGGCGUACGACCCGGCAGGUUACCCCCAGACGCAGUACGGGCAGGAUCAGUACACACAGGCUUCGUAUGUACAGGAUCCAUACGGACAGGAUCCAUACGGACAGGCGCCGUACGGACAGGAUCAGUACGGCUACCCGCCAGUUGCCGUCGGAACAGUGGAGGCCCAGCCGUCAGGGCGCGGCGUGUGGUUGACCACAAUGGGGCUGUGCAUCGUAAUGUUGCUCCUGAUCGGCGGUACACUCAGUGCACUGGCAUACCUGGACACCGCAGAAGACGUUCCUUCCACCCCGGAAGAGGUCCAAUUCCCGGUGUUGAGGGGUUCUCCAUCUUCCGGACAGGUUGUUCCAGCGCCUAUUGCCAAGCCAUCGAGUACAUCGACAACGACGACGCCUGUUGUCUCUACGACGCCCCCCGCAGCGCACACUAUGGGCCCCACAGCGGCCACGAUGCAACCCAAAGCGCUCACAGCGCGCCCUGCUAAGCCUCCCACAGCGUCCACGAUGCCCCCCACAGCGCCCACGAUGAGCCGCACAGCGCCCAAGAUGCUGCCCACAGCGCCCACGAUGAGCCGCACAGCGCCCACGAUGCGCCCCACAGCGCCCAAAGCGCGCCCCACAGCGCCCCCAGCGCGCCCCACAGCGCGCCCUACCGAGCCCCCCACAGCACGCCCUGCCAAGCCCCCUGCAGCGCCCACGGUGCGCCGCCCCACAGCGCCCAGAAGACCCUCCACAACGCCCAAAGUGCCGUCCACAGCGCCGAAAGUGCCGUCCACAGCGCCCACGGUGCCGCCCACAGCGCCCAAGGCACCGCCCACAGCGCCCAAGGCACCGCCCACAGCGCCCAAGGCACCGCCCACAGCGCCCAAGGCACAGCCCACAGCGCCCAAGGCACAGCCCACAGCGCCCACGAUGAGCCGCAAAGCGUCCACAGCGACCUCUACCGAGCCUUCCGAUGGCGUGGUCAUAUCCGAAGAAGCAACCGACAAGCAGCCCAUGGUCUGUACCAUGGGCGAUAAAACUACCUCGACUCAGCAGUUCCCGCCAGACGGGCUGUGCGACUUUAUCUUCUACGACUCGCUGUACAAGGGAGGCCACAACUUGCUGCCAAAACCGGAGACCUACAGCAAGAGCCUCAACACUUUCCUCAACGACCACCGUGCCUACCGACGUACAACCCUCGGCGUCGGUCUCGCAUUCAAGUGA